Odocoileus virginianus texanus is the source of this 2022-nucleotide messenger RNA. NCBI's taxonomy places the organism in Eukaryota, Metazoa, Chordata, Mammalia, Artiodactyla, Cervidae. The record is from RefSeq and is a predicted model, not a curated record.
CUUCCUGUUCCAAACCACGUGGACGCGCCGGGGGCUGCGGGAGGGAACCCAGGCCGCCCCUGCCGCUGUCGCUGCUACUGCCAGUACCGCAGCCCCCUCACCCAUCCGAAGUCGACUCGUCCCUGCUACCCGCGUCUUUGCGGAGGGCGUGCACAUGGCGACCCAGGCGCACUCCCUCAGCUACUCAGGCUGCAACUUCUUGCGCCAGCGUCUGGUCCUGUCCACUCUGAGCGGGCGCCCUGUCAAAAUCCGAAAGAUUCGGGCCAGAGACGACAACCCCGGCCUCCGAGAUUUUGAAGCCAGCUUCAUAAGACUGUUGGACAAAGUAACUAAUGGUUCUCGAAUUGAAAUAAACCAAACAGGAACGACCUUAUAUUAUCAGCCUGGCCUCUUGUAUGGUGGGUCCAUGGAGCAUGACUGCAGCGUUCUUCGCAGCAUUGGGUAUUAUCUGGAGAGUCUGCUCUGCCUGGCUCCAUUUAUGAAGCACCCGCUGAGAAUAGUUCUGCGAGGAGUGACCAAUGACCAGGUUGACCCUUCGGUUGAUGUUCUGAAGGCAACAGCACUCCCUCUACUGAAACAGUUUGGGAUUGAUGGUGAAUCUUUUGAAUUAAAGGUUUUACGACGGGGAAUGCCGCCUGGAGGAGGAGGUGAAGUGUUUUUUUCAUGUCCUGUGAGGAAGGUCCUGAAGCCUGUUCAACUCAUAGAUCCAGGAAAGAUCAGACGUAUCAGAGGAACGGCGUAUUCAGUACGUGUAUCACCUCAGAUGGCAAACCGGAUUGUGGAUUCUGCAAGGAGCAUCCUCAACAAAUUUAUACCCGAUAUCUAUAUUUACACAGACCACAUGAAAGGCAUCAACUCUGGGAAGUAAGUGUCUUUUUCUCUGUUUUUGCUGAGCCAUUUUACUUCUGGAUUACAUUCAUUGAAUUCUGAGUUAGCGACUGAGGGCCAGGGAAGUGGAGAACUUGUGUGGGCUUUGGCUUUCCUCGGCAGGAACUGCGCCAGGCUGCUGCUCGAAGAGAUCUACCGGGGUGGGUGUGUGGACUCGACCAACCAGAGCCUGGCUCUAUUACUCAUGACCCUUGGACAGCAGGAUGUUUCCAAAGUCCUGCUCGGACCACUCUCUCCCUACACGAUAGAAUUUUUGCGGCAUUUGAAGAGCUUUUUCCAGAUUAUGUUUAAAAUCGAAACCAAGCCAUGUGGUGAAGAACUCAAGGGAGGGGAUAAAGUGCUGAUGACCUGUGUUGGCGUUGGCUUCUCCAACCUUAGCAAGACCCUCAAGUGACACUGUCAGAAGAUGAAAGGCCCAAAGGCUUCUAGACAAUGCAGAAGCUGCCAAGGAACCAAAGGGACCAGAUUCUUCCAGGACUUUCCUAACUUUCUGUUUGAAAACAAUCAGGAUAUCCAAACAAAAGACGUCUCUCUACCUUGUGGUUUUCAGCCAUUUCUCCGGGGCAGACAUUCCUCAGGAGGCCCAGUCACAACGGGAGCUCCCUCGGCUUACCUGGAUGAAGAGUGUGCCUUUGGGACACAGUUGUACUGCUGCAGCAUCACAGCUGCGUUUUAGCACUGCUUCCUGAGCCCACAUCCUCAGGCUUCUGCCGUGUGGCUAUCUUCCAGACCUUUGGAGUUUCUCACAGUUCCUUCUGCAAGGACUGACCCCCCUGAAUCUUGGUUUCUGUGUAGGGAUUAAAUGAGAUACUAUGAGUGGAACCCCUUUAUGAAUAAUGUCAUGUCAUGCAAAUGUCAGAAAUUGGUGUGUUAGACUAUUUUAUCCUUUGUCUUCUGAAUGGACUGCUAUCUUGGAGAUAUACUGCUCCCCAUCUGGUUCAUUGUAUGUGGAUUUUUGGGGAAUGAAUGACUAGGGAGUGCAAGGGUCCAACGAAAGUUAUUGGAUGUUUUCCAUAUCUCGGGUGUGCUAUGCAUGUUCUCAUUUUAUUCUCCCAAUAGCCCAGUGAUGUAGAUUUUAUUAUCCCCACAAGAGAAAUUAAAAAAGGAUAUUUUGUGCCUUUUGAAACUUGAUAA